Spirodela intermedia is the source of this 105-nucleotide messenger RNA. The record is from the annotation of a GenBank genome assembly. NCBI's taxonomy places the organism in Eukaryota, Viridiplantae, Streptophyta, Magnoliopsida, Alismatales, Araceae.
AUGUGGUUUUUUCUAUCUUUCUGUUAUUUUCUGCGGCAUCUUUCUUCUCACUUUGUUUUGUUUUUCGUUAACCCUACUUUCUGUUCCUUUGUAAUAGUGGUAUGA